CUUGAGAGUUUUAACCUCUGGCGUAUCUGGAGAAGGGCGGAGCUUGGGUGGAGCUUGGCGCAUGCGCGGCGCGGGCCCCAGCUGUAGCAGGCGCUGAAAUUCAAAAUUGGACGGCGGUUUGCAGCCGCGGAGGCUCAAAAGGGAGAGGCUGUUUCGGGAGCCAGACGUGGCGAGGGAGGUCGGUGCGCGCCUGCGGAGAUGGACCCCUUCACUGAGAAACUUCUAGAGCGAACCCGUGCGAGGAGGGAAAAUUUGCAGAAGAAGAUGGCUGGGCGGCCCACAGCAGGAGUGCGGCCUACAACACAAACCAAAAGGAGCAGAGAACCUUUGUCAGAAGCUGGUAACCAACCGCUUCAGCCUAGCGAAGAAGAUACAGCAAAGGCAAGUACAAAGCCAUCACCAUCCAAAAGACGUUGUUCGGACAAUGCGGAUAUUCCACUUUCUAAUUCAGAGAAUAGGUAUCCAAUUAACUCUUCUUCAAUGGACCAUGCUGCUUCUGAAACAGCUCCUACCUCUCAGAUUAUUGCCCCCUCCAUUGAGAUUGAAGAGCAGGAUGCAAAAUCUGAGCAAACUCCUGUUGCUUCAGUUAAAACACGCAUGCAAAAGCUGGCUGAACAACGACGCUGCUGGGACAAUGAUUUGUCUGAAAGUUCUUGUAUUUCUCCUAUUGAAUCAAACAAAUGCGUCAUUUCCCCACCCAAACAACUUCCCCUUACAACUGAUACCCCAGUAGGUCGAAGAGGCCGUUUAGCUAACCUUGCUGCUACAAUUGGCUCCUGGGAAAAUGACCUAAGUCAUCCAUCUGCAAGGCAAAACAAUACACAAGAACGGCCUGGUACGACUUGUUUAUCCAAAUUGUCCACUACUAGUGGAGCAUCUGGUAGAAUCAAUAGCGACAGUGUGAAGCAGGAUGCUGCAUCCUGUUUGCAAAGGGCUGUUGAGCCAUCUGUGAAUAAGUCGGCAAACUCUGAGAUAUUGGGAACUAAUAAUUUCAUAGCAAAAUCUUCAGGAACAACUAUCAAUCAUUCUAAGGAGACUGAGGUACCAAAACGACUGCUUCAGGAAAAGGCCAGCCUUAAACCACCAUUGAAACCUGCAUUAUCUCAGCCACUUUCUGCCAAAGAGGAGCGAAUCAAGGGAACACAUGUACAAAUUGAUUCUAAGGAUAAACCAGCCACACCAGGAGGAUCAGGGAUUAAGCCUUUUCUGGAACGUUUUGGAGAGCAUUGCCAGGAGCAUAGUACACAAAGUCCUGUUAUCACUGGAGGACACAGGACUCCCAUUAUUACUCCAAAUACAAAGACAAUCCAAGAAAGACUAUUCAGACAGAAUGAAGUAUCUUCUACUGCUAGUCUAGCACAGCAGCUCAAACAGGAACGUGAAAGAGAACUUGCAUGUAUCAGAGGCCGCUUUGACAGGGGCAAUUUGUGGAGCGCUGAAAGAAAAGAGAACUCCAGAAAAAAACACCCAGAAACAAAAUCGGAGAGUUUGGUUCAGGUUAACUCAAAGCACCUGCCCAAUUCUGAUGACAACUCACAGGUAGCUGAAGAAAAGGCUGUAGAGAUAGCCGUAGAAGGCAUAACUUCUGGCACUUCAGAACAUGAAAAGACAGAAGAGCUCAGUCCCUUGAAAAUCUUUUCACCACAGACUCCUGUAAAAACACUUUCCAACUCAAACCUUGAGCAACUUCCUGAGGAACAGAAAGACAAAGAGCCCAAGACUGAAGCGAAUGACGAAAUGAAUAGUUCACAGGUGAUAAGUGACAUCUUUGAUGAAGUUCUUCAAGAGGAUGGGCCUGACAUAGAGAAACUUAAAAAAGAGAUGAGUAUGACCUUGGAAGCUGAUUGUGAGGAUGAACAGGAGCCACUGAAUAUUUCCUCAAUGUCCCUCCUGACACCUUUAACAGAGUCUGUUGCAAGUCCAGAGGUUUUUGCAUCCCCUAGUAAGUUAGUUGAUGAGGGAAGCAAUGCAAGUGAUGAUAGUCCAAAGUCCAACAAGUUUCAAAGAACAUCUGUUUGCAGAACUGAAUCUGGAAGCAGCAUUGGGUCCAUGUCAGAGGAGCGCAAUCUUCUGUACAGUAUUGAUGCCUAUCGAUCACAGCGAAUUAAAGAAAUAGAUCGUCCUUCAAUAAAGCAAGUGAUCGUUCGUAAAGAAGAUGUUUCUUCCAGGCUUGAGGAGAAAAGGAAUGGAACGUCUGAUCAAAUUAACAUCAAACGCAAAUUACAGGAGCUGAAUAAUGAAAUCAAUCUGCAACAAACAGUAAUACAUCAAGCCAGCCAAGCUCUAAACUGUUGUAUUGAUGAGGAACAUGGGAAGGGUUCACAAGAAGAAGCAGAAGCUGAGAGACUACUUCUCAUUGCAACUGAAAAAAGAACAGCAUUAUUGGAAGAGCUAAACAAACUAAAAAAUGAAGGAUCUCAAAGCAAGAAGAUUAAAGCUGAUUCAAUGCCUAGUGGAGUUUCUCCAUCCAGGGGCUCUGUUACUCUGUCAGAAAUGCGCCUACCUCUAAAAGCAGACUUUGUAUGCAGCACUGUCCAGAAACCAGAAACAGCAAACUACUACUACGUAAUAAUGUUAAAAGCAGGAGCAGAAAACAUGGUUGCUACACCGUUAGCAAGUACUGCAAGUUCCCUGAAUGGUGGAGAUGCUCUUACUUUCACUACUACUUUUACGCUGCAAGAUGUGGCCAGUGACUUUGAGAUAAACGUUGAAGUUUAUAGCUUGGUACAGAAAAAAGAAUCCACAGGCGUCGAUAAAAGGAAAAAAUCAGCUAAGUCAAAGGCUAUUACUCCAAAGAGAUUGCUGACUUCUAUUACUGCCAAGAGCAACCUUCACACACCAGUCAUGGCGAGUCCAUGUGGACCCAAUGCUGUGCGCACAAGUAACUUUGUUCUUGUUGGUUCACACACAAUUUCCCUAUCUUCAGUUGGGAGUACCAGAUUCUUGCUGGACAAGAUAAAUUAUGGAAUUAAAGAAAAAGAGAUGUUGGGUAGUUUGUUCCAAGAUAAGGUUCCUUUUUUGUCUCCCCUGGAAGGUCAUAUUUAUCUGAAAAUUAAAUGUCAAAUAGAUUCUUGUGUGGAAGAGAGAGGUUUUUUGACUAUGUUCGAAGAUGUCAGUGGCUUUGGGGCCUGGCAUCGGCGCUGGUGCGCUCUUUCUGGAAACUGCAUCUCCUACUGGACUUAUCCGGAUGACGAAAAACGCAAGCAUCCAAUGGGCUCAAUAAACCUGGCGAACUGCACUAAUCGUCAGAUCGAACCAGCUAACAGAGAGUUCUGUGCUCGGCCGAACACUUUUGAGCUCAUUACGGUUAGGCCCCAGAGAGAGGAUGACAAGGAAACGCUAGUCAGUCAAUGCAAAGACACGCUCUGUGUUACCAAGAACUGGUUAUCGGCUGAUACUAAGGAAGAGCGUAAUCUGUGGAUGCAAAAACUCAACCAAGUUCUUAUUGACCUUCGCAUGUGGCAGCCUGAUGCUUGCUAUGUGCCAAUUGGGAAACCUUGAGCUGCGGGGAAGAUUUCUCACAGGAGCUUGCUUCAAGCCACAUGCUGUGCUCUUAAUGUAGACUUUUUAUACGAGAUCCCUUGGGAUUCUUCAUGCUUUAAAAUCUGGAAGGAGAGGUGGUGUUAUAUUAGGCUCCUUGGUGCAUUCAGAGUUCUAACUCUUCUAGGAUUGGAGUAUGGUAGUAGCUGUGUUUUUAAGCUCUAUUUGGCUGUGCUAAAUAUUUUUAUAUAUAAUAUUUCUUGAAAUCUGUAGUGCAGUACACAAUUAAAGUACCAGUUUAUUUUAAUUGAUCAGGGCUCAGUUUAUUUCAAGAACUGGAAAAAAUCAGCACAGGAGGAAAAAAAACUUAGAGCUUUUAUCAGUGUGCAUGUUUCUCCUAAGAAUGAUGCCUCAAAAGUUGUUUAGCUUUAGUGGGGAGCUGAAGCAGGAACUUCAAUGAUUUAUUUAUAAAGGUGUUUUCAACCUAAUUAGGAAGUUAAAAAGGAAAAUACCCCAUUGUGUUUAAUGUUCAGAAUACUUGGCACUUGCAAAAAGUGUCUGUCUCGAGAACACCAUAGAAUAGUCAUAGAACCAAAUAGAAAUAAUGAGGUUAAAAAGAAAUAAAAUGGUGCAUGGUUGUGCACAUAUGGUUUACAGGUCUGAUCAGUUAUGAAGUACAUUGCACAUUUUCUUAGAAAACAUGUAUUUAGUUUUCUUGAAGCUGCUUUAAAAAACAAACCUUUAUUUUACUCUUAUAUAUCAAGCCAUUUUCAUGCAUUUCCUAGUUUGAAUGAAUUUAAAACUUUCACUGAUCUGAGCACUAGGAGAGUAAGAUGAAUUUCAUUUAGCUGCUGUAGAGUUGCAAUACGCAAAGUAAUAUUUCUGAGAAUCCAACUUCAGCUGAUGAGCACAAUGUUAAGGCUGCUCACUUAAAUAGCAAAUGCACAGUGUUCACAAAUGCUUUCCACUGGGUGUCACAAUGUUAUAUGACUGCUGCAUGCAUUUUUAGAUAGCAGCAAUGGGGUACUUCGUCUAAAACUGCUAUGGCUUUAAGUUGAACACUAACAUUUUCCCCCUCUACAGCAUAUUUUGUAUUAUCACUUUAAAUACCUGCUUUUCUGAUGUUUUUGAACAAGUAAGAACUCUUCCCCCAUAAAAAAACAAACCUUAAAUGUAUCAAAAGGGAGUGCCUGCCAAUGAGGGCUGUCUUACAAUGCUGAAAAAAAUGUGGGUUUGGUUCCAGAGCAUGGAACUGAAAAUCUAGACUAAUAAGCCUUUCUCAAAAUGAUGCCCAAUAUGACUAUUCUGACUGUAGUGUUGCACUCAGAUGGGUUUUGUGAAUGCACUUCAUAGGAACCCAGUGCUGAUUUAUGCUGGUUAAACUUGUAGGACAAGUUAAUAAGCAAUUUGUUAUAUAAGGAAGAACAGUUAUAAAUUUGUGAGAGUACACGAAAAAGUAGAGUAAGUAGAAUGUGUUGCAAAUAAACUGUGUGAAAGAAGAAACGAAGUAAAUUGCUACAAGAGUAAAAUAAAAAAUAUAUCAGAAAGGAAGUGGUGUUUGCUAACUGAGAUCUGCUUAGUUUACAGUAUCGGAUGAGAUUGUGUAUGUUAUAAGUGACACAUUUGCAGCAAGCCUCACCUCACUAAAAAUACUGACCAGAGCUUGGGAAGAAGAGGGGGCCAAAUAUUCUGGGGACGGCAGCUUGGUCUUCCCCAAUAAUGUUAUAGCCUUGGAAAAGCAGCAAGAUUCUAGCUGAGAACAUUAUUGGAAAACAGGAUGAUGAAGUGGCAAAUCACUUCCUGGUCAAUUCAGAAAAAAGCAAAUUAAUUUGGCAAAUUAUUUCAGCUACAAUAAAUAGCACUGCAUUCAUUAAAAAAA
This is a messenger RNA of Zootoca vivipara (common lizard), 5359 nucleotides long. It is a transcript of the gene ANLN, whose product is annotated as anillin, actin binding protein. Lineage: Eukaryota; Metazoa; Chordata; Lepidosauria; Squamata; Lacertidae. Gene Ontology annotation, biological process: mitotic cytokinesis; actomyosin contractile ring assembly; septin ring organization. The record is from RefSeq and is a predicted model, not a curated record. Gene Ontology annotation, cellular component: actomyosin contractile ring.